CUCAUGACGAUAAAGAGAGAGAAUGUCGUCAUUCUUCUGGAAUGCUCCUGUGCGCCACUUGCUGAAGAAGAACCUCUGUCUCUCUCCUCGCUUCCUUUCUCUCUCUAGGAGCCGGCACCACCUGCCGCUGCUGAAGAAGAAGAAGGGCCUCUUUCUCUCUCCUCCUCCUCUCUCUCUAUCUAGGCUCUUUCUGCCCGCUGCUCCCGCUGUUUUCCUAGGAAUGGAGGUACUGUUCGCUCCCUUACGUCGAUUCUUUCGUCAUUGAUACGUUGCCCCAUGUGUUUACAUGUAAAUAAAUAACCUGGAGAAAAUGGUUUUGGUAUCAAAGAAGAACUGUUUUGGGUUUCUUAUCGUGUUACUUGUUAUGAGAUCUGCGGAAGAUCCAGCUUUACGAGCUCAAUUUGACUCGUGGAUGUCUUGCACUCAGAAUCUCUGGACCAAAGGAGGUAUGGACAGGAACAAAUCACUAGUAGAACAUUUGUGCCUUUAUGGUGUAAUUAAAUCAAAGAGGGUAGCAGAAGUCAUGGAGACAAUUGAUAGAGGAUUAUUUGUUCCUGAUGGAAACCUUGCAUAUGCUGACAGCCCCAUGCCAAUAGGAUACAAUGCAACUAUAUCUGCACCUCACAUGCACGCCACAUGCCUCGAACUGUUGGACGAGCAUUUGCAGCCAGGAAUGCGUGCUUUGGAUGUUGGUUCAGGAACUGGAUACUUAACUGCAUGCUUCGCACUGAUGGUCGGGCCACAGGGUCGAGCAGUUGGGGUAGAACAUAUUCCUGAGCUGGUCGCAAUGUCCAUAGAGAACAUAAAGAAAAGUCCGGCUGCACCAUUGUUGCAGGAAGGGAGCCUCCAGAUUCAUGUUGGUGAUGGCCGCCAAGGCUGGCCACAAGAGGCUCCUUAUGACGCCAUUCAUGUCGGGGCUGCAGCUUCAGAUAUCCCGGCGCCAUUAAUUGAACAGCUGAAGCCCGGGGGCAGGAUGGUAAUCCCGGUUGGCAAUAUCUUCCAAGAUUUGAAGGUGGUAGACAAGAAAGCAGAUGGCUCCAUUAGUGUGAGAGAUGAGACCUCUGUGCGUUACGUUCCCCUCACAAGUCGAGAGUCCCAGUUACGGGAUUAUUGAUGUAUGGUGUCUUAACCCCAAACCCAGGCAACUUCUCUUUCAGUUCUCUGUAAUAGCCUGUUUAUAUUUGGUGUUUUGAGUCGAAAGCGUGUAAAUAAAUUACCCUUUGCGUGCUUCUGUCUCUCGCUUGUAAUGGAUCAUGCUUUGUGAUGUAAAUAAAUCUUAUUUUCAUUUUGCCUUGAGAAACAUUUUGGCAA
Molecule: messenger RNA, 1311 nt
Organism: Amborella trichopoda
Lineage: Eukaryota; Viridiplantae; Streptophyta; Magnoliopsida; Amborellales; Amborellaceae
Product: protein-L-isoaspartate O-methyltransferase
Biological process (GO): protein modification process
Cellular component (GO): cytoplasm
Molecular function (GO): protein-L-isoaspartate (D-aspartate) O-methyltransferase activity; protein dimerization activity
Source: RefSeq, a predicted model, not a curated record